Messenger RNA from Drosophila virilis, 1134 nucleotides. RefSeq lists its product as uncharacterized. Lineage: Eukaryota; Metazoa; Arthropoda; Insecta; Diptera; Drosophilidae. The record is from RefSeq and is a predicted model, not a curated record.
CCUAUUUAAUCAUACCUAAAGUCUGCUUCCUAUCAUUAGCUCCAGCCGUAUCAUGGUCAAGUACACAAUAAAUAUUCUACUUUCAGUUUGGUAAACAAAGACACACUUCAAAAAUUAUGUUUACCAUUUCUUUCCUAUACAGAACGUUUAGCACAUGCAAUGUUAAUUCUCUUACAAAACCCCAUUUAUGAAACCCUUUGUCACAUUAUUGUGAGCCAGAAAUGGGUUUUAAGUAGAUCAACGAUUUAACUGGUUGACCGAGUCACAAACUGUCAAGUGGUUGCUAAUUGAACUGAUUUAAGUACCUCUUCCUCACUCCACAGUGUAAACAAAGAAAGUGACUGCAAUGUGUGAGAAUUCAUGAGUUCUUCGGCAAGCUCAGUUCUGCAUAAGAUCUUCGACCGUAUAGAGGCUCUGCUGUCAUGUUGAGAGCAAUUUUCGUUUGCUAUUAUUUGACAGCCUUCACACUGGCCAGCAGCUUGAGUAGCUAUCAAGUUGAUCACCUGAAACGCUUCAGCAGAUCGCUGAUAUUUCCAGCUACCUCCCCGACGCGUGUCCAGUUCAUUGGCGGCAUCGGCAUACCAGUGGAAGAAUUGCAUUUUGAGUCGGUCACUUCGGGCUAUGUGCUAAAGACGGAAUACUUUCUGCCCACCAAUGCAGAUGAGAUCACCAGAGUCUACAUGAAGCCGCAACCCAUAACGGCCAGAAAGCAUAUGACAGCUAUGGAAGAGCCAUCCAACAUGGCUUCCAUGUAUCGCUGGGUCAUCUAUCGCAGCAUCGAGAUGGUUUUACAGAACAUGAAUCUGCCUGGACGCAGCUGCCUGCUGCGCGUAAUCUGUGAACACGCGGCGCUGCCUUUGAGCCACGAAAGUGGUUUGCUGGGUGAGCUGCUGCACAUUGUUCUGACUCCUUCUAGCUCCUCGGAUCACUAUGCCCUGCACACCGAUCGCGAGUAUUUGGUGGCGGAACGUUUUGGCAAACGUGGCGCUAACUGUGCGGCUGCCUAUGGCCGUAAAUGUCCGAGUUCUCCCAUGGAACUGAUCACAGUGUUGCUGUGAGUGCAUAGCUGCUAAAUUGGUAUAGAAUUGUGAUAAAUUUGUAUUAAAGUAAAAUCGAUCGCAUGAUCGGCAAGAA